GUGCGAGGCAGUGCCUUCAUCCGCUCGUGCCCUCGGUCUCUUGCCAUGGCCGCACCGAUGAUCCGGACCGUGGUGGUGAGGAACACGUUCCUGAAUGUCGAGGAGGACGCGGACCACCAGCUCCUCGGUUGCGCCCCGAUGCGGCGCUCGAAGUCCGUGGGCGACGACCCGGAGGUCGCAGCGGAGGUUGAGAUCGAGGCGGCGCCGAAGGACGCCGACGUCCCGCCCGCCGCCGCGGUGGCCGUCCACAGCGAGGAGGCCACGUGCUGCGGGCUGCCGAAGGUCACUUCGAAUGCCUCCGUCAGCACCAUGGUGCCCGAGGACGCCGAUGCAGCGCGCGGGCUGGCCGGGUUCCCGCUGCGGAACGUGGACUCGAGCAACUCGAUCAACAGCAUGCUUUCGGACUGGGCCGGACCCUCCCUGCGCAACGUCGGCUCUUCGGGCUCGGUGAGCAGCAUGGUAUCUGAAGUCGCGCGCGCGGAGGACGGUGCUGGCGAGGCGCGCGUUGACCAGCUGGCGCCCGCGGUUGCCAGCGCCGGCGGCCAGGCGACGGCCCCCCGGCGCGGGCGCGGGCGGCAGGUGCUCUCGUCCCCGCCGGCGCCGAAGGACUACUGCCACGGCCAGGUGCCCAAGCGCUGCGACCUCGCCAAGGAGUUCGCGCACGCCGCUCAGCAGGGCCCCCCGACGACCAUGAUGAUCAGGAACAUCCCGAACCACUUCACGCA
Molecule: messenger RNA, 725 nt
Organism: Prorocentrum cordatum
Lineage: Eukaryota; Dinophyceae; Prorocentrales; Prorocentraceae
Source: the annotation of a GenBank genome assembly